GUCCCCAGCAGGUAGGUUUUUUUGGUGGGGGUCCCAGCAGGUGCCAGCAGGCAGGAGCCACGUGUCCCAUCUCAGGGGGGGUCCACCAGUUUUGGGGACCUCCAGCAGACCCAGGUGGGGAACCCCGGGACCCCCAGAGUGGGGAGAGUGGAGAGGGAUGAUACUGGAGCUGGGUGAGCCCCAGCAGCCUGGGGAGGGGGGGAGCACAGAGAUAGGAGAACCCUGGGACAUGUGGCAUCCAGGAGAGGAGAAACUCUGGAGGGGGGGACCUCUGGGAUACUGAAACUGGAGCCUGGAGAGAGAGGACCCCCAGCAGCCUGGAGAGGGUGAGACCCAGGAGAGGGGGAACCCCUGGGAAUCCAGCACCCAGAAUCAGAGAGCGAAGGGAGAAUGGACCCCUUGACCCCCAAAGCCCCCGGCAUCCCUAAGCAGGACCAUGGAGCGGGAGGAACUCCAGGACCCCAAAGUGAGGAGUCUGGAGAGGAGACACUCCUGGGAUUCCCAAGGCCACUGGCAGCCUGGAGGGGGCAGAGAUCCCGGAGAAGGGUGACCCCCAAUACACAUGGCACCACAAGCAGCCUGGACAGGGGGACCCCCAGAACCCCAAAGUGGAGAGACUAGAGAGGGGGAACUCCUGGGAGGGUUUUUUGGGGCUGAAUCUUCAUGUUUUGGAGGGGUUUAUGGAUACCAUUCCAGGAGGAAUCCCCAACCCAAUGUGCUCACACCCAAAACCUGUUUUGGGUUUUUUCCCACCAAAACAGGAUUUCUGAUUCCCAAACCUUGGUUGGAUGGAGGAGGAGGCUGUGAGGAAGAUGCCCCAGGACACCCAGGCAGGCCCCGAGCUGAGGACGGAGAGCCCGGAGGACAAAUCCCCCCAGCAGAGCCUGGUGGGAGAGGCCGUUUUGAAGGGCUCCACGGCACAGAAAGGCAGCGGGGAGGAAAAACCACAGAGAUACCCAACAAGGAGGGGCUCCAAAGCCAGCCCAGGGUGCUCCCAGGAGGAAAGACCCAGCCUGUGCCGGGAAGGCGGCUGGAGCUUGAGCCGGAGCUCCGACCUGGUGGUCCUUGAGCAGCCUCCCAGCAGGGAGAAGCCCUUCAGGUGCUUGGAAUGUGGGAAGAAUUUCAGUCACAAUUGCAACCUGAUCCGCCACCAGAUGAUCCACAGGGGAAAACGGCCCUACAAGUGCUUGAAAUGUGGGAAGAGCUUCAGAAAGAGCUCCAACCUGAUCAGCCACCAGAAGAUCCAUACUGUGGAGAAGACCUACAAGUGCUUGGAAUGCAGGAAGAGCUUCAGCCACAGAUCUAAACUGGUUCGCCACCAGAGCAUCCACACUAGGGAGAAGCCCUACAAGUGCUUGGAAUGUGGGAAGAGCGUCAGCCACAGUUCCAGCCUGAUCCGCCACCAGAUGAUCCACACGGGGGAACGGCCCUACAAGUGCUUGGAAUGUGAGAAGAGCUUCAGAGACAGCUCCACCCUGCUCCGCCAUCAGCAGAUCCACACCAGGGAGAAGCCUUACAGGUCCUUGGAACGCGGGAAGAGUUUCCACAGCUCUGAACUGGUUCGCCACCAGAGCAUCCACACUGGAGAAAAGCCCUACAAGUGCUUGGAAUGUGGGAAGAGCGUCAGCCACAGUUCCAGCCUGAUCCGCCACCAGAUGAUCCACACGGGGGAACGGCCCUACAAGUGCUUGGAAUGUGGGAAGAGCUUCAGAGACAGCUCCACCCUGCUCCGCCAUCAGCAGAUCCACACCAGGGAGAAGCCUUACAAGUCCUUGAAAUGCAGGAAGAGCUUCAGCCACAACUGGUGACCCACUGGAGUGCUGAGGCCUGAACAACAGGCCCUGAGCCAAGGUUGACCUUUAGAUGAACCUUUCAACCUAACGUUGUAUUAAGUCAUGUAUCCGCUUAUCAACAAAAUCUAUGUAUGCUUGUUAGUAAAGUAGGUACUGUGAUAAGACUACACCUGUGUAAAUAUGUGUGCUUAUUAGUAAGGUAUAUUUUUGUUCUCUCAUUAGUGAAUAACAUUUGUAUCUGUUCAUUAAUGAAAUAUGUAUGAUUGUCAGCAAAAUAUGAGUAUAUUUAUCUUUCUGUAUUUAGAGACUAGUCAAGGCCAUGGAAGUAGAUCCCUGGCCUUGUUUGGCAGCAGAUGGUGCAGGAUGACUCCCUUGGUUUUCCCCUGAAGCCCUGGCCAGGCUUUGGGUGAAACCCAAGGAGAGAAGGAAGCCAGAUGUUUUCCACACUAGUGGUUAUGUAAGUUUGUUUGUUCAACAGUAUAAAAGCUGGACCCUCUCACAGCAAAGAUAGAGACCUCCACUAUGAUUGGAUGACCUGCAUAGGACUUCCCAGAUCCCGAGAGGGGUUCUCUGACCCUUUGCUGUGACCGGGGUUCCCCAGGUGACCUGCAGGUCUGGAUGCUGGUAAUGUAUCAGGGUAACUGGUGAUUUCUUAGUGACUGUAGGCAGUCUUUGUAGUAACGAUUAGGUGCAUUACUGAGCUUAUCUUUUUGCAAUUCUUUGCUGUUUUGCAUUAAAGUAACAUUACGCACUUGUUCCUUAA
Pipra filicauda (Wire-tailed manakin) is the source of this 2556-nucleotide messenger RNA. RefSeq names its product zinc finger protein 239-like. The coding region runs from base 789 to 1808 and encodes 339 amino acids. The transcript has 2 exons. The record is from RefSeq and is a predicted model, not a curated record. NCBI's taxonomy places the organism in Eukaryota, Metazoa, Chordata, Aves, Passeriformes, Pipridae.